This is a messenger RNA of Marasmius oreades (fairy-ring Marasmius), 1943 nucleotides long. RefSeq lists its product as uncharacterized. The transcript is spliced from 5 exons. NCBI's taxonomy places the organism in Eukaryota, Fungi, Basidiomycota, Agaricomycetes, Agaricales, Marasmiaceae. The record is from RefSeq and is a predicted model, not a curated record. Gene Ontology annotation, molecular function: protein binding. Bases 72 to 1502 code for a protein of 476 amino acids.
UUGCCUCUGCGUCAAGAACGAAAAAAAAAAAAACAAAUUUCGACGCGCCAAAUUCCGUUCCUCUUCCCAGCAUGGUCGCACCCACGACAGAAGCUCUCCACAAACAUGUAAAAAGAGCACGGAUAGAAGAUCCUCUUCCAAAACUAAAAGCCACUCGAUUCAAAGGCUUACCACCACCGAACAAGCAAAAUGCAAAGAGCAAAGAAAACGUUCAAGUAGAACCGACACCGUCCUCAAAAAGUAAAGGAAAACAGAAGGAGGAGCCCUCUCAUGCAACAAAUACCGUCUCUUCACCUCCAAGAAAGUUCAAGAUCGUGGCUGGAUCGUAUGAGAAGUUACUCUACGGUCUAGAGGGGAGCACCUCACUCUCUGAUUCGAAAGAACUACAAUUUACUCUCAAGCCAAUGUUCAUUUUUCCUGCCCACGUCUCAUGUAUAAAAGCCGUAGCUGCUUCACCGAGCGGAGGGAAAUGGCUUGCUACCGGCAGUGCAGAUGAGAUCAUCAAAGUAUGGGAUUUGAGGAGGAAAAAAGAGAUCGGGGGACUAAUGCAUCACGAAGGCUCAAUUACCCAUCUUCACUUCCCGUCUCGGUCACAUCUGCUAUCGGCUUCUGAGGAUGGGACAUUAUGCCUGUUCCAUGCCCGUGAUUGGAGAGUUUUAAGGGCUCUCAAAGGGCACAAGGGACGCGUAAAUUGCAUUGCUGUGCAUCCGUCGGGCAAACUUGCACUCAGUGUGGGAAGAGAUAGAACGCUGAGAAUGUGGGAUCUAAUGCGUGGAAAGGGAUGUGCCAGUACUAAACUGGGAAAAGAGGGCGAGAUUGUACGGUGGUCAACCGAUGGUUCUCGUUUCAUAGUUCUCUGCGGUUCCACGAUAGACGUGUACGACACGGCCAUGACCCUCGUACAUACGACCGCACAUCCAUCUCGAUUGCACGAUGCCAAGUUCUCUUUGCUUACUGAUGGCAAAACCGAAGUCCUCCUGAUCGGGGCAGAAGACAAAAUGGUUUCGAUAUACGAUGUUCCUUCAGACCCGGAGCAUCCGCUAAAGAUCAUAGGCAGAAUGGUCGGACACACGAAUCGGAUAAAAGCUAUCGAAACACUCACCAUCUCCCUUCCUUCAGAACAUGAUAACGAUUCAAACCCGAAGUCGACCAUUAUUGUGUGCACAGUUUCAUCCGAUGGGAAGAUAAAUGUAUAUGACUUGGCAGCGUUAGUGUCUGAUGGGAGCAAAGGGAGCAAAGGGAUCGCGGAGAUUCACCCCGCAACAGAGUAUGACACGAAAGGAACACGGUUGACUUGUGUUACACUUGCUGAAGGCGAUGAUGGUAUUUCGGCCCAGAGCUCCUUGAACGGGAAAAGGAAGCGUGAUGAGGAUGAAGAGGGAGAAGAUGUCGAGGAUAAUGAUGGUGGUGGUUGGGGAGGUAUCCAGAAGGGAGUGGAGAGUGGAGAGGAGGAGGAACAGGAGGAGGAGGAAGAAGAAGAGAUAGAGCAGGAAAGCGACUAAUUAUCUCUUCAACUCGGAGUUUCAUGAUACCUCCUGGUCGUGACCACAUUUCAUUUGUGUCAAUACCAACGGCGUGUCGAUUCAUCCGGCGAGGUUCAACUAUGCAAAGUUCAUCCUUCAACUUGUUUUGUCGCGUCUGAGAUACUCCGCGGUCCUCUCGUGCUUUUUAAUUGAGGUUUAGGGAAAGGGGUUCUCGUUGUUUGCAAGGGGAUUCAGGCGGGCAUCUCGCCGUCAAGUCGGAUAAGGAGGUUGUACAUCAUUCUUCAAUGAUUUUGGCAAGGGUCGCUGAUGAAGGCGUUCGGAGCAAUUCGUACAACAAAAUCGUUGGCUACCGGCUUGCAAGCAUCAUCAAUAAUCAAGCAGAGGCGGGCUAGCUGGUCAUCCAUCUGGCGAAAAAGAAGUUGUCGAACAGGUCAUUUAGCCUUGUACAUGUUUUUGGCG